Messenger RNA from Cynara cardunculus var. scolymus (artichoke), 575 nucleotides. RefSeq lists its product as uncharacterized. The transcript is spliced from 3 exons. The coding region runs from base 53 to 340 and encodes 95 amino acids. NCBI's taxonomy places the organism in Eukaryota, Viridiplantae, Streptophyta, Magnoliopsida, Asterales, Asteraceae. The record is from RefSeq and is a predicted model, not a curated record.
UACAAGGGUUCAAGUAAAUUAGGGUUUAUCCGACAUUGGGUUGAAAGAAAUCAUGGCUUCGGCAAGCAGAUCAGCGGUGGUAUUUGGUGCCAGAACUAUUGCAACUGGAUCAAAUCUAAUUUCAAGAACCCUAACCCCCAAAUCCCUACCUGUUUCUCCUUUUCAUUCGUCAACACGAACAGUCUCUCGCGCAGCUUCAAGGAUUCUCGGGGCAUUGGGAACUGUUGAAUCAAUGAUGCCUCUUCACAGUGCAAUUGCAUCUGCUCGUCUUAGGUCAAGUAUUGCUGUUGAUUCCACCUGCUGGAGUUGGCUUUCUCAAGACUUUGGACUUCCUCGGUGACAAGGACUAUGACCACAUUGCAUCGCGGGUUCUCUUCUACUAAAAUUUCCGUCAUUUAGCCAAUGUUUUCCGUCGAGCAUGGUCUCGGUGCAUUACAAAGCAUUUAUUGCGUUUAUCACAUACUCUUUUUCUCCUAGAAGAACUGGAAAUGAAUGAAAGUUUUUCUAUGGAUUGGAUCUCUGUUUUCUAAAGCAUUCUUUGCACAUACUUAUUGAGUAAAUGGAUUUAGCAGAGC